AUGCUGCUCGGUGUGUGCCCGCUGCUCCCGCUCGUGCUCGCCGUGGCGCGCGGCUUGGCCUCAUACGUGCCCUGCGAGCCGUGCGACCAGAAGGCGCUGUCGAUGUGCCCGCCCGUGCCCAUCGGCUGCCAGCUCGUGAAGGAGCCCGGCUGCGGCUGCUGUCUGACGUGCGCGCUCGCCGAGGGUCACGCGUGCGGCGUGUACACAGGGACUUGCGCGCACGGGCUGCGCUGCCUGCCGCGCGAUGGCGAGGAGAAGCCGCUGCACGCGCUGCUGCACGGCCGCGGGGUGUGCACCAACGAGAAAGGCUACAAGGCGCCGCACGCGCCCGCGGAUCGUGAAUCUAAAGAGCAUGAUGACACAAUGAAGACUGAUGCGACAGAGGAGCAGCUGCCUCAAGCCAAAGUCCCCUUUAACCCAAAACAAGACAUGAUCAACAGCAAGAAGCAAGCUGCCAUGCGCAAAGAAAAAAAGAAGCAGCAGGAGAAGCUGAGGUCUGUUGGUUCACCGGAUUACCCAGCGCUCCCAAUCGACAAGCAUGAACCAGAAUUUGGUCCCUGCAGGAGAAAGCUGGACGGAAUCAUAAAGGGAAUGAAAGAUACAUCUCGCAUCAUGGCUCUGUCCCUCUACCUGCCCAACUGCGACAGGAAAGGCUUCUUCAAGCGCAAACAGUGCAAGCCCUCCCGUGGCCGGAAACGAGGCAUCUGCUGGUGUGUGGACAAAUAUGGCGUGCAGCUGCCAGGCACUGACUACAGCGGGGGUAACGUCCAGUGCAAGGACCUGGAGAACAGCAACAACAAUGAGUGAGGAGGGACCCGCUGUGAUCACCUGACUCGAGGCUCGCCUCCUUCUUUCCUUCCCACCUGUCCACCCGCCAGUCACUUUGAGAUUUUGAUGCGAAAGAAAAACAAAAAGCAAACCAAUAGAACUACCACAAAAAGCUAAACUGAGGAAGAAAACAAACUCUUUCUCUUUCUGACUGAGCUCUCAUCUCUAACUCAGGGGACCCAGCCAAUCAGAGGGCCUCAGCGGCAUCCGGUUUAAGGGCUGGGUCCCGGCAAAUGAUUUUUAAAAAUAUAUACAUACAAUUAUAUAUUUUUAUAGAAGCUGGGGUUUGAGCACCAUACUGGUAACAUACAGCGGGAAAAAAGAAAAAAUGUAUAUGGCAUGUUGAUGAUUAUUAACAGAGGGCUAUCGGUCUUUUACAUCUUUUGAGAUUGAGGUGUCGUCGGAGAUAGCUUGAACUUGUACUAUUGGAAGAACUAUUCAAUUUUUGUUUGUUUUUGUUUUCCAAAAGAAGAAAACAUGUUAUAGGGAUGUGCUGAUACAGCUGUCUCUUUUGUCUGUCUGGCUAUUUUGGUCCUGUCAGAGCACUUAAUCAUUGGGGGAACCUGCUUGGAAAUGUGUAACUUCACCAAGUUCAAUGUAUGUAUGCGUGUGUGUGAGCGUAUGUGCAUGUGUGGCACAUUUUUAUAUAAGAAUGUCCCCUUUUUCUUUCUUUUUCUGCCACAUAAGCUAGUGGCAAAGACCCCCAUCCCCACGGCAUCCGUAGGAGCAGCGAUAGAGUAGCUCGAACAUAGCAUUCUUUCACUGGCCCACUCGCAGCAUGUCUUUGGGAGCAGGAUGGUGUAGAAACAGAACCCCGUCCCACAGACCUCUCUGUGGCUCCGUGUAGCUUACCUAAAAUGCCAACUGUGCCUAUGUAACCUAACGCUGCCGUGCAGAGUGACCCAGGUGAACGGAGAGCCGAUGGGCUGCCCGCUCGUGGCUGCAGACCAAGGUCCAGUCACGUCCGCGUCUUCUUAGAUUCCUUGCGAGAAGGGCAAAAUCAGUUGGCACCCAUUUGCAGUAAAUAGUAUAAAGGCUUCUGUGGAAGUGUCACUAUCAAAAGUAGGACGUUUGGACGUUUGCGUUUGAGGCAGACGGCAAUGCCCUAAUGCUAGAAUCUCCCCAGAAUUUCUGUUUCAUGGGACGUUCACCUUCUGAGGGCAGUAGCUUCUGUGACGUUUUGGAAUAGCCGUCUUCUUUGGUUUGGUUUUGUGUUUUUUCUUUGCCUUCAGUGAAGUAUCGACUGCCCACUUAUGAGCCAUGUUCCUUGACCAAGUGCUUUCACUGAGCUAGUGAGUGAGCCCUUGGCACAGUAUGUUACCUUUAACUGUAGAUUGAUGAAUGUUUUUCUAACAAAGAACUGGUGCUGGGAAACGGAGUUGUGCGUUUUAGCGUGUUCACGUUGUUCCAUCUACCCUGUCACUUUGCGGCCUAGGUGUUCCCAAACAUCCACUUCUCCCCACCACGCUUCUAGUCUAUUUUCAGGACACAAAGAAGUGCUCACGCUGAUAGUUUGUCUUCAGCACGAUGCAACUUCACGUUUGGUUUUUAAGGGGCAUCAUUGAAACAGAAGGCACGUGUUGCUACCAUGUCAUUUAGUGCAUAAUUUUAUAUGAGUCUGUGUGUGUCUCAGUGCCUUUCUUCAUACAAAUACAUUUGAAUAGUGACGUGAACGUUACACAGUAGCCAAGAGGAUAAAAGAUUUUUUUAUUGUAUUGACGAGGGACCUCAAUUGCAUUCAGAUAUAUACAUGUAAAAUCCAUCACGCCAACACCUUGGAAAAUCACUCCAUGUGAUGAGGCAAAGAUAAGAGCAAGAGCUAUUUUUUCACUAACAGCUCAAGCUAGUGGGUACACCUCUGUCUCUUUUGUUGUUUUUUUUUUCCUUUUUUUUAAUAUCUAUGAAUAAGCUGAAUAUUGAUUUGACAGAGACUGCAAAUGUAUGUAAUCGCUGAAGAGUAAUUUAAGUUGUUGGGUUUUUUUUUCAGUCAAGCUACAUAUAGACAGGGAUACACAGAGGCCUCGUCGGCCAGCUCCAGCUGGAGUUUCCUUCGGAGGGAACCAGCGAGAAAAGCCAUUCCCUGCCACAGUGGUUCUGCUCAGAUCUUAUUACAGAGCUUUGUGUGAUCAUAGUUUCAUGGCUGGGAGGGGGCCAGUAAUGUUCGACACAAUGAGACUGAGAAGCAGCUCCGCUGAGCUUGCCCUCUAGUGCUGCUUCUCUCUGUUAUGGAUAGCUACUACAUUAGAAUAUAUAAAACCCAUCACUCCUGUGUUCUCUCGCAGGUAGACAAAGAACCACAGAAUGUACUGCUGGUGUGUCCGGAUGGAAUGAAUGAGUGAUGAGGGACUCUCUGAAGGUGUGGAGAAAGAGAGAGAGAGAGAAAGAUAGAGUGGGUUAAUCAGAUCUUGAUGGGUGUUUGAAGUAAGUCAUUGCGGAGGUUUAGUUCUCUCUGUUAUUGCACAAAUGGCCUCCAAGAAGGAGGCUGGCACGUGGCAAGUCCAUUCUGCCGGAAUUUACCCAGGUCCUGAUCCAUGCUCAGUGCCCCCUCCCACUUUUUUUUUGUUUUUAUAAAAGCAGCUUGCACUUAUGUAUUUACAAUACUUCUUUUUGCCACAUGACAGCUUCCUCCUAGUAGUGCCGACUCAAAAGCAAACUUCAGUUCAGGUGUUAGGAGGAGCAGGAAGCAGGCCUCAGACACAAAAUACCCUGCCUGGGGAUUUUUUUUUUUAUUCGACAGGGGCUUUUAGUGGCCCAAGCCUGACAACCACCUCUUCAUCUGGUGGGGGGUAAAAAACAGUAAAACGAAAGCUAUUAAUCUCAGUCCAUUCUCCAUCUACUCUUGCAGCUUGCAGACUAUGUGCCUCAAUGGCACCUAGGGAAAGGGAGAGAAGGUGAGAGCCCCAGAUGGGUGAUCUCGUCCUGGGUUCUCAGUGUCCCAUCAGGGGACGCAAGAACACAUACAUACAGCGCAGAACACAUUACAGUAGAUACCGCUAGCAGGCUAGACUUACGGAGCUUUCGGAAUCUGUGAGACAGGUACAAGCAGCCGGAAAAUCUGUGACUACUAGCAUCAAAAGCUGUAGGCGACUUUUUUUGGUUCAAGGUUAACAUGUGGUACAUCAAAUCAUAUGUGGUGAAGUUAUACUGCAAUGUUCCCGAUGCCUUGUUUUCCAUAACGGUACCAAAUGAUCAACUGAAACAGCUGAUGUUCUCUAUCAACCAAAGACAAUGCUCAAAAACAGAAAACUCAUUUCCUGGAUGAUCAUCUAGAACCUGGUCACUGAAAGAAGGAGAACACAACUGACUGAGACUCUCUAAUCAUAUCUGUGCUGUAGAGAAAGGAGAACAGUCAAGCCACAAUGCCACUGUAGUGUUGCUCAGUACCUUCACCAGAUUCCGAAUCUCCACAUGGUUAGACAACUACAAUAUACGCUCAUGAUACGGUAGUUACAGCUCUUUCUGAAUGCAUAACAGUUUCUUCUUGAUUUUUUCUUUUCUUUUUUAUUUUGUGGAUGAGAAAAGACUUGAUGAUUGAUCACCCUGACAUGUGGCCUAACUCGGCGUUUGGGGGAAAAAAAAGGACCCAUUUGUGGCAGGAGGACCGUGAAAACAGCAUUUGGAACUCUUAAUAAAACAAAUAAAAAA
Messenger RNA from Pygocentrus nattereri (red-bellied piranha), 4473 nucleotides. RefSeq names its product insulin-like growth factor binding protein 5b (gene igfbp5b). Gene Ontology annotation, biological process: regulation of insulin-like growth factor receptor signaling pathway. The transcript is spliced from 4 exons. NCBI's taxonomy places the organism in Eukaryota, Metazoa, Chordata, Actinopteri, Characiformes, Serrasalmidae. Gene Ontology annotation, cellular component: extracellular region. The coding region runs from base 1 to 807 and encodes 268 amino acids. Gene Ontology annotation, molecular function: fibronectin binding; insulin-like growth factor II binding; insulin-like growth factor I binding. The record is from RefSeq and is a predicted model, not a curated record.